Molecule: messenger RNA, 546 nt
Organism: Trematosphaeria pertusa
Lineage: Eukaryota; Fungi; Ascomycota; Dothideomycetes; Pleosporales; Trematosphaeriaceae
Exons: 2
Coding region: 55-546 (163 amino acids)
Source: RefSeq, a predicted model, not a curated record
CUCCACACAACUCCCUGAGACGACAAUAAUCACCAAUCGCAAUCCUAAUCCAAGAUGUCCGCUCCGAAUACUCCGUCCGACGUGAGCGUCAUUGGACAAGAACACCUCAAGGACCGCAAGGUCCUCGUUGCGCCACUGCGCAUCAUUCGGUCGCAGUCCGCUCGAGUUCCACUCCUUACGCCGAUCAAGAAGUGGUACCAAGCCCCCAUUCUCGACCGUGUCUUCGCCGCUGGACGCGCGAUGGGAAUGGACCACGACCGAUACAUCCCGUCCGUCGUCUACUACAUGACGUACCGGAUGACAGACCAGGACUACAACGACUAUCGGAGGGCCUUGGCUGUGUUCCCGUUCGCCGGCGCUGUCGAGAAGAUGCUGGCUGUGGGCGAGGGCGAGUUCGACAAGGUGAGCCAGCACCGGCCGGGAUGUCCGUUCUGCGAGGGCGAGGAGUUGGAAGAUCUUCUGCGGGAGCUGGUGCUCCGUGAGAACCUUGGACUCCAGUACGACCUGGCUCGUCCAGGCCCACCGACUCCGCUGCUGGAGUACUGA